Messenger RNA from Chlamydomonas reinhardtii, 1276 nucleotides. RefSeq lists its product as uncharacterized. The coding region runs from base 132 to 827 and encodes 231 amino acids. NCBI's taxonomy places the organism in Eukaryota, Viridiplantae, Chlorophyta, Chlorophyceae, Chlamydomonadales, Chlamydomonadaceae. The transcript has 8 exons. Gene Ontology annotation, molecular function: protein binding. The record is from RefSeq and is a predicted model, not a curated record.
CCCCAGAAACUUGCGUGUCUGGGUUCGUGACGGUUCGUGCCACCCGAGAUGGGGCCGGACGACCCCUCGGGGUCUCCGGACAACAAAUCUUGCUUGGCUUAACCCAUGUUAAAGCCAGCUAUUUUGCAAGAAUGCAGCUUACACGCUUCAGCUCCCGCACCGUGGGUGUCCGCGCUAGGCCGAGUCGCGCGGCAACUGUGCUGGUUCGCGCGGAUGGAGUUCAGGACCUGCUAGCGCGCGACCGCAAGCAGCCAAAGCUCGCAGAUCCAGAGCUUCUAUCGGAGAAACCAUCAACCAAAUCCAAGGAAGUGCUGAAGACCAAGGAGGCGCGGCGGACGUCAGGGCGGUCUCGAGGGUCGGAGGAGGUGCCGGAGGACCCCAACCGCCCCAAGCGCUGCAAGGAGGCCAUCGAUAAGGGUCUGGAGCUGUUCAAGCAGAAGCAGUACGACCAGGCCGUGGCCAUGUUCAACCUGGCUCUGGAGCUGCCCGGCAACGGUGCAUACCGCCUGCAGGGGUCACCGCGCGAGUUCAGCUGCCCCUCGGACGCGGAGGAGCAGGCGGCGCUGUACAACAUGUCGUGCGCCUACGCGCAGAUGGGGCAGCGGGAGGCGUGCCUCACGUGCUUGGAGGCGGUGCUGGAGAGCGGGUUUGAGGACUACACCACCAUGCGUGCCGACCCCGACCUGGCGCCGGUGCGCGGCCCCGCCUUUGACCAGCUGCUGGGGAGGUACGACAGCCCUCUGGCCAAGCUCAGGAAGAUCCUGCCCGGCUCCAGGGACAAGCAGGUGCUAGUGUCCGACACCAACAAGCCCUGGGUGCUGUGGUGAGGGACCUGUGGACUGAGCAAGUGAGCUGGCAGGAGGGAAAGAGACGGAGCGUUGGAUGACUGGCGGGAGCGGCGGAGCGGCGGGGGGAGCUUGGCGGGCGAGAGGGUGCUGCUCGAAGCGAAGCAUGACGUGUGCGGCGUGUGACUGUGUGUUGGUGACUCAUUACCAAGGUGGAUGUGAUGCGGGGUCGUGGAGCAGCAGCCGAUGAGCGGACGAGGAGACGAGGGAGACAGGAGGAGUAGGGGAUACAGCGAGUAGGGGCGAAAGUGGGCUCCACAUUGGCAUACAGAACAGGACGCACUGAGUGCUCUGGCGUGGCUCUUUGCAAGCAGGUGCACCGCUGCAGUUGUAAGGGGCUGGGCGCUGCGGUGCUGACUUUGUCGGAGUCGCGGUGGUGCGGGGGGGGGGGGGGUGCCAUGCAACCUGAUGCAACCGUGCCCGUACGACGU